Messenger RNA from Armigeres subalbatus, 1590 nucleotides. RefSeq lists its product as uncharacterized. Lineage: Eukaryota; Metazoa; Arthropoda; Insecta; Diptera; Culicidae. The transcript has 2 exons. The coding region runs from base 473 to 1453 and encodes 326 amino acids. Gene Ontology annotation, molecular function: zinc ion binding; nucleic acid binding. The record is from RefSeq and is a predicted model, not a curated record.
CGGCCAUACCUAAGAUUUAGGAAUGGUCAUAUAGAAGCGCACGCACACUAUUUACAAGAAGUCCUUACUCUGGUCCGAGAUAGGUAUAUUCUGUAUAGACUAAAAUAUACAUACAUUGUGGAGGGUAAGCUUGUUAGCAAGCCUGGCAAUCAAAUGUAAAAGAUGCGAGACCGGUUGAAGACCGAAGCACACACACUUAAAGCAAAAGAUGCGAAACUGGUUGAAGACCAAAGCGCACACAUUUAAAAUAUGCGAGACCAGAUGAAGACAGAAGCACAUACACACACACUUAAAUGAAACGAUGCGAGACCGGCUGAAGACCGAAGCGCACAAAAGAAAAAAAGAAAAGAUGCGAGAUCGGUUGAAGACCAAAACACAUACUUGAACGGAAAAGAUGCCUCUGGUUGAAGACCAAAAUGCACACACACACACACACAAAACAAAAGUCGGUUGAAGGCCGUGGUGCAAACAGAUGGAUGAUAACAGUUACCCCUUAGCGCCUUUCAACGAAGCGGUAGAUGCAUCGGAUCUCCGCCGAGAGUGGGAAGAGUGGCUUAGAGCGUUCGAGUUGUUGCUGGAGUUAAAACAGAUUGAUUCACAGCAUGGUAAACUGGUAUUCAUGCUAGCACGCGGAGGCCGGGGUCUCCAAAGGAUUUAUUACAAUCUGAGGCCAGUAUCUGGAGAAAUCUAUCCAGAACCAUCGAAAGUGCCUCUAGCACCAGAAGAAAUCCCCGAGUUCGAUAACGCGGUCAAACGUUUGAAUCACUUCUUCGUCGGAAAACGCAAUGAGCGGGUCGAAUUAGAAGUUUUUCGCUCGCUUAAGCAGUCUGCUGACGAAUCUUUCAAUCACUUCGUUCUCAAGCUUCGCACGCAAGCUUCCAGAUGUGAUUUCCGAGACCGGGAGGAGAAGGAAAUUUUGCAACAAGUAACUAUGGGUGCCCGGGAUGAAAGGGUUAGAGACAAAGGUCUCGAGAGCACGAUGGACCUCGACGAGUUGACCAACUACGCCAUAAAUCGAGAACUACUGAUGAAGCAAAAGCAGAAAUCCCAGCCGUUCAAAGUUGAAUCCGACUCAGCUAGCGUCUCAGCGGUGAAACAAAUCUGGAACAGAAAGCAACAAUCCAAGGAGCGAUCUUCCGGAAUGACUUCGUUCAAACGAGAGAAGCCGUGGAAUGAGGGAAAUCGUGUUCGAUCGGAAUGCGAUCGCUGCGGUUCAUGGAAACACUUCAAAGACUCGCAAAUGUGCAUUGCCCGAAAUUCCAAAUGCAACAAUUGCGGCCGUAUGGGCCACUUCGCCAGGAAAUGCAGAGCAAUAAGAAAGUCGCAGCUCAAAGCCCGCAGCACUUGGAAGCGUGCCGAUGAGGAUACCAAUACCGUACAAGAUAUCGACCGAGACGACAUGGAGCCCCUAGGCUAUCGCAAGAUGUCGGAUGAUUCGAUGAAGGUAGAAUAAUUUUAUCUUAUUUCAUUAUGUCAUUUUUUACAUGCUUUAAUUACAAGUAAACAUACCUGACAUGUUAAAUUGAGGGAUAGUAGCGUCUCUACCAAUAAAUUAGAUAGUAUUAAACAUAGCUCCUAAUUUUGUCUCUU